GACAAUGUCUCGUACUCGCCGUCACUUGCGGAGUAGCUACCUACUUGUAUUGAUUACGAGCAUCGCACUGUAUUAGCCUGCCACCUGCUUCGCGGCUACAAUACCUUGAACGGCCAUCAACACCGUUCGUAUGUCAAUCAUCUCGGAGGCCUCCACCUGUAGCCCUCGUACCGGACGUUUACUCCGUUGGCACAGCACGAUGGUUACAUGCUCUGCUCUGUUAGGAUCAGAUCUGCUCUGCAAUGCUCUACUGAGUACAGUGUACAGUGCUAUGCCGUGGCCCGUCCUGUCGUGCCAUGUGUACAGGACGCAGCUCUAUGCACAAUACUACGAGAUGUCCUUCCGCACCUCCAUCAUGUACAUACUCCACUCCGUACGGAACCUGCUCACCUGCUCAUACGCCCAUCAUCGGCACAAGUUUAUGUACAACAGCAUCACUCCACCACGCCUCCAUCGCUUCCCCUCGCUCUGGACCUGCGCUUGCACGACGGAAAAGCUUCAGCCAUAAGCCACACAAUCCUUUCGUCCCGUCACCCCAGAGGAUUGGGCUGCU
This is a messenger RNA of Aaosphaeria arxii CBS 175.79, 553 nucleotides long. RefSeq lists its product as uncharacterized. The transcript has a single exon. The record is from RefSeq and is a predicted model, not a curated record. NCBI's taxonomy places the organism in Eukaryota, Fungi, Ascomycota, Dothideomycetes, Pleosporales. The coding region runs from base 131 to 508 and encodes 125 amino acids.